Messenger RNA from Lutzomyia longipalpis, 3436 nucleotides. RefSeq names its product ecdysone oxidase-like. Lineage: Eukaryota; Metazoa; Arthropoda; Insecta; Diptera; Psychodidae. The record is from RefSeq and is a predicted model, not a curated record. Gene Ontology annotation, molecular function: flavin adenine dinucleotide binding; ecdysone oxidase activity. The transcript has a single exon. The coding region runs from base 836 to 1456 and encodes 206 amino acids.
GUCAACCUAAUGGUGUUCUAUGGUCACGUGGAAAAUUCCUUGGGGGGACAAGUGGGAUAAAUAACAUGCUACACCUUCGCGGAAAUAGCCGUGAUUACGAUCGAUGGGAGAUGGACAGGAAUACCGGAUGGGGGUGGAUGUCAGUUUUGCCAUAUUUUAAAAAAUCCGAAGAUAUGAUUAAUGAACAGUUGAUGAACACUGUGGCAGCUACUAAUCAUGGUAGAGGAGGACCUCUUAAAAUUAACACCUUCCGCAGUACAGAUCCCAUGAGGGAUGUCCUCCAAAAUGCAGCAAUUGAACUUGGGCAUCGAAUAAUCUCAGAUAUCUACGGGGAAGAGUAUUUAGGAUUUGGCAGUGCUUCUGCUACCAUCGACAAUGGUACGAGGUAUAGUACGGCAAGAGCUUACUUAGUUCCAGCACGAGAUCGUCCUAAUCUCCAUGUAAUCAAGAAUGCGCACAUAACGAAAGUUAAGAUCGAUCCUCUGACUGUAACUGCAACUGGAGUUUACUUGACUUUCAACCGAAUGACUGAGAUGCUCGUAAAUGCAAGAAAAGAAGUAAUCCUGUCCGCAGGAGUCAUCAACACUCCACAAAUUCUUAUGCUUUCCGGAAUAGGUCCUCAAAAAUAUAUGAAAAAACUGAACAUUCCAAUGGUCACAGAUUUGCCUGUAGGAAGAAAUCUUCUAGAUCAAAUAGCUGUGCCAUUCUUCAUGAAAAUCCCAAAACCAAGAGAAACAUCUCUGAGGGACAUAUUUUGGAUUUUGUAGGAUUCUUCAACACGGUUAACUUAACAGAUCGCUUCCCAGAUAUUCAAUUUCAGUACAAUCUCUUCAAGAUGGGUGACAAAGCGAUCUUCCCCAAGUUCCUGGAAAUUAUGGGAUACGAAGAGAGUGUAACCAGAGCUCUGGAAUCUGCUAUAGAACAAGGAGAUCUCUUGGUAGCCUGGAUUAUACUCCUACAACCGAAAUCAUUUGGAAAAUUGAAAAUGCAAACGGCUAAUCCUCUCGAUACUUUGCUAAUAAGCAACAAAUACUUGGAGAAACGCGAUGAUUUGGACACUCUUGUACGUGGAAUUGAAAUGCAAAAGAAUUUUCUCCUCACAAUGGCCUUCCAGCAGCAUAUGAUUGCAGAACUACAAAUUCCCAUUCUUACAUGCGGCAUAAAUGAUGGAACUAAACGAUAUUGGGAUUGCUACUGCAGACAAAUGGUUACAACUGCAUACAAUUCGGUGGGAACUGCCAGAAUGGGACCAGAUACUGAUCGUAAUGCUGUCGUUGAUCCCCGGCUUAAUGUGAGAGGAGUCAGUGGACUCAGAGUUGUGGAUGCGAGCAUAAUGCCGAGCCUUCCAAGUGGUGGAAUUGCUGCUCCAACAGUAAUGAUUGGAGAAAGAGCAUCGGACAUUAUCAAAGAAGACUGGAUUGCCAAAGAAUCUCUAGCUACACGUCAAGAACUCUAAGAAUCUCCCUAAAUAACUGCAUGAUAUACUAAAAUCUUUAAUCUCAAAAUAUUUUUACUAACGGAUAUGGGUAUUUUAGAUCUGUUACGGAUACGAAGAAUAAACCUUAUUAUCAUAAGAAAUCUUUAAAGUUAUUUUAAAUUACUUUUGAUAAAACUUUAAUAGGGAAAAGUCUGGGAUUUAAUUCUAAUUGAACUUCUAAAUAAAACUCAUUUCGCGACUGUAGAAUCUGAAAACGUUCAUGUUGCAUGUUGAUUUCAAAAAUUCUAACUUAAUUCUAAUUAGAUUCGAUAUAGAAGCCUUGCUUUGAAGAAUAGAAACUACCUAAUUGCUUCCUGUUGUUUCUAUUUUAGAUUCCCAACCUCUUUUUCUCCAUGCAACAUUCGAAGUACGAUUGGGAUUUCCGCGCUGAAAAGUCCGAUAAGGCCAGUAAAUCCAUUAAAAAUGGUAGCUUCUGGCCACGCGGCAAAAUGUUGGGAGGCUCGAGCUCAAUUAAUGCCAUGGUUUACAUUCGAGGCAAUAGUCGGGAUUACGAUCAGUGGGAGGCAAACGGGAAUACAGGAUGGGGAUGGAAGGAUGUUCUGGAAUAUUUCAAAAAGUCCGAAGGCAAUAAGGAUGAAUUAAUUUCCGAAAGUGAAGAAGGGAAAUUCCACGCAAGAGAAGGACCUCUGAAGGUUGAACUAUUUGCCAGUACAGAGCCACUCAAGUUUAUUAUAACAGGAGCUGCUGAUGAAGUUGGAUAUGAAAAUCUGGAUGAUGUGAAUGGUGAAAACUACAUUGGAUUUGCUCAAAUUCAAGGAACUAUUCACAACGGGCGUCGCCACAGUGCAGCUAAAGCUUUCUUGAACCCAGUAAAGGAACGUCCGAAUUUGCACAUCGUUAAGCUGGCUCAUGUCAUCGAUCUCCAGAUGGACAAGGAUACAGUAACUGGAGUUAAAGUGAACAUCAACGGAACGAAAGAAUUAAUUGCAAAGGCAAAGAAGGAAGUUGUCUUGUCAGCUGGAGCCAUUAAUACACCACAAAUCUUGAUGCUUUCGGGUAUUGGACCAGAGAAGCAUUUGAAGAAAAUGAAGAUCCCUGUUGUCAAGAAUUUAGCAGUAGGAAGAAACCUUCAGGAUCAUCCAAUUGUUCCACUAUUCUUCGGUUUCCACAAAUCUGAUGCUCUCUCAGUUAGUAGGGAAGAAAUCAACGAUGCCAUGUAUAUGUACCUGAUCCACAACAUCGGAAUGCUCACAAAUCACGGCACAAUCGAUACAAUGGGAUUUGUCAAUACUAAGAAUGACAGUGUAUUCCCAGAUAUUCAGUACCAUCAUUUCUCAUUCAAGAAGUUAGCUCCUGAAUUAUUCUUUGUUCUAUCAACUAUCUCCUUUGAGCAACCAAUAGUUGAGACUGUGAUCAAGGAGAACAAGGAUCAGGACGUUAUUAUGGUACUCGUUACUCUACUGAAUCCAGUUUCAAGAGGAAAGAUUGUCUUGAGAAGCAAUGAACCUGAGCACAAACCGAAAAUUUAUUCAGGCUACUUGGAAGAAAAGGCCGACGUUGAUACAUUCAUCAGGGGAAUUAAGAUCUACUAUGACAAAUUCCUACCUACUGAAGCUUUCAAGGCAAAUGAAGCCAAAUUCAUUCGAGUUCCUAUUCCCGAAUGCGAUAAACUUGAAUUUGAGAGUGAAGAAUACUGGGAGUGUUACACCAGAAACUUGGUUACAACUCUCUACCAUCCAGCUGGAACAGCCAAAAUGGGACCAGAUACUGACAAGGAUGCUGUUGUAGAUCCUAGAUUGAAGGUGAAGGGUAUUAAGGGUCUUCGUGUGGCUGAUGCCAGUAUCAUGCCAGAAGUUGUAUCUGGAAAUACUAAUGCUCCCACAAUUAUGAUCGGUGAGAAGGCAUCAGAUAUGAUUAAGGAGGAUUGGCAGGAGAAACACGAAGAAUUGUAAAGUGUUAGAAUCAUUAUAUGCGAAAUAAAUGUCUUUUUAACACGUU